Punica granatum (pomegranate) is the source of this 970-nucleotide messenger RNA. The record is from RefSeq and is a predicted model, not a curated record. NCBI's taxonomy places the organism in Eukaryota, Viridiplantae, Streptophyta, Magnoliopsida, Myrtales, Lythraceae.
GCCGGGCCGGUGAGGCAGUGGCAUUUUGGUUAUAUUUAAAAGAUCAACUUCAAGCCAACCUCUAAGCUAGGGUUUGCCGUUCCCUUUCUCCUCUAAAAACGCAGUCCUCCCUCAGAAAUCAACAUCUUCGUCGGCGGCAGCUCCUCCAGGUAAGUCAUGGUGAAGCACAACAACGUUGUGCCUAGUGGGCACUUCAGGAAGCACUGGCAGAACUAUGUCAAGACCUGGUUCAACCAGCCCGCUCGUAAAGUUAGGAGACGCCUGGCUAGGCAAAAGAAGGCUGUGAAGAUUUUCCCUAGGCCUACUGAGGGACCGCUUAGACCGAUUGUUCAUGGUCAGACCCUCAAGUAUAACAUGAAAGUCAGGGCUGGAAGAGGAUUCUCUCUUGAGGAGCUGAAGGCUGCUGGUAUUCCCAAGAAACUGGCUCCGACUAUUGGAAUCGCAGUGGACCACCGCCGCAAGAACAGAUCCCUGGAGAGUCUCCAGGCCAAUGUGCAGAGGCUGAAGACCUACAAGGCUAAGUUGGUUGUCUUCCCGAGACGCCCAAGGAAGUUCAAGGCUGGUGAUUCUACUGCCGAGGAACUUGCCAGCGCCACUCAGGUGCAAGGCCCUUUCCUGCCUAUUGUCAGGGAGAAGCCUGCUGUUGAGCUCGUCAAGGUCACGGACGAGAUGAAAUCGUUCAAUGCCUACGCCAAGCUCCGUGUGGAGCGCACAAACAAGCGCCACUAUGGUGCCAGGUUGAAGAGGGCGGCCGAGGCUGAGAAAGAGGACAAGAAGUAAAAACCUUGGGGGAGAGGUUCUAGUCGUUGAUCGAUUUUCCUAUGAUGAUUACUGUGUCAGUUUUGGUUAGAAAGUUUGCUAAUGGAUAUUAUGAUACAUUUGUUAUGGAUGUCUCACGACUUUUUUAUCAAUUGUGAAACAGAAGUUCCGACACUCAAGUUUAAGUAGAUUUUGGUUCUGAUUGCCUGCA